AUGUUAGGCUGUACAGUACCAAGCUACAUUCAGAAGGGACCGGUUUUCCGGGAAAGUGCAUUAAUUGAAUUAUCACUGCCGGUGUUUUUGCAGGUGAAUAAAAAUGACUACAAGUUAACAUUCGAGGACAGCGGCCAGUGGACCAGCGGUAAUCUGACAACAUGGGGACGCAUCCGAAGCACCGAACCAUUGGAUGAGAAAACGAACAGUGCGCCUGAAUUGGGUGGCAAUCCGAAAUCGGCAGCAAACGAGCAGCAGCGACCGUCGAGCCUGUUGGCGACAUUCGUGGAGCGACAGCCCGAUUAUGAAUAUUCAGAGCUUUACAUGGGGAACGGACGUUAUGUUGAUGUGAACGAUAACGAGAUUGGUUUUGCUCCACAGACCACCGUGACUGUACAGCGGGCUGACCGAUGGCGUGCUGCGAACCGUCUGCCUCCGAAUCCACCAAUGAAACCGCGCCGAACAUUUGCCGAUUUCCAGACAACGCGUGCCCCGGAGCUCGAUUUCAUGGCCAUGAAUCAUAAUAUGCCAAGUCUGUGCCAGUCAUCCGUGUCGAUGAGUGAAGUGCUAGAGAAAUUAAAAGAGGGAGUGCUGGAAGAUGAAAAAUUCGAUUUCUCGUUGCUCAGUGUGUUGGAAAAACGGGGCCCUGAUUCGGGCUUGGGCAGCAGCGCUACAGCAAGCAGUGGCCCAUCUCAUAUUGAAGACUGGCCAUCAUUAGCUAUACUUUUGCCCAAACAUGUUGCCGAGGCAUGUUCGUUUUUCAAGGCCAAUAGCCGGCUGUUGACAGGAUCGAACAAUAUUGAACGAAUAACACCACGCAGGAAUGAACCUUGUAGGACAUGCUUCAAUGUUAGGAGGCGACUUCAUCCGCCCAUUUGGGCACAGCCAGCUAGCGCACGACAUGUUCUCUGUGACUGUACGAGCAGUGAGGUUUGUAUAAGUAUUAAAUAUCGGCUGAAGUUGUUGCCACGUUGUUUGUUAGUUAUGCGAAAGUCAGCAUCACUGAGCGACCCCGAAUUGCAGAUUGUUGAUCGACAAACCUCUGCUCAGGAUCAGCUAGCAGCGCUAGGCCGUCUUAAGCUGCGAGCCCAGGAACUGAGCAUUGUUGGUCUACCCAUUUAUGAUGCCAAAAGGAAACUUGUUGAAAAGGUGGUGGAAGGAGUGGCAGAAGUGGCACGUGGAGAAUCAUCGGCUAAUUUAUGUACCGCUCUGGGGGCACUACUCGCCGAUGGACUCAAAAGCAAGCAUGCUUGGGAUAUGAUUGUUACUGUUACGGCGCCGGGCCCGGCAACGGAUAACGUGUAUUCUGUGGUAAAAGAGUUGGACAAAAGCGAGAAGUCUCCAAAUUCUCGUGUCACAGCUUUCUUCACUACAUUGUUGAAGUAUGUUGAAUUUCAAUUUCAGCCUCUGAAUUAG
This is a messenger RNA of Gongylonema pulchrum, 1416 nucleotides long. The record is from the annotation of a GenBank genome assembly. NCBI's taxonomy places the organism in Eukaryota, Metazoa, Nematoda, Chromadorea, Rhabditida, Gongylonematidae.